AUGACGCGCAAGCACAGCAAUCCCAUGACCAACCCGCUGCACUAUGCGACCCCGCAGCUUCUGACCGGAGCACCGGCGACAUACACGACUGCUCAGCGCAAGCUCCUUGGAUAUGACUAUGUCAUUGUCGGCGGCGGCUGCGCCGGCUGCGUGCUCGCCUCCAAGCUCUCCGAGGACAAGGACGUGACGGUGCUCCUCCUCGAGGCCGGCGGCCCGCACACGGGCAUCCUCGAGUCGCGCGUGCCGCUGCUCUUCUCCAAGCUCUUCCACGGCGAGCACGACUGGGACUACACCACCGUCGAGCAGCCGGGCCUCGCCUACCGGCGCAUGUACUGGCCGCGCGGCAAGCUGCUCGGCGGCUCGACCUCGAUCAACGCCAUGAUGUACCACCACGGCUCGCCCUCCGACUACGACGAGUGGGCCUCGGACGCGCCGCGCCUCGGCUGCAAGGGCUGGUCCUACGCCGACCUCGCCCCCUACUUUCGCCGCAUGGAGAACUUCACCGCCAACCCGGCCCGCCCCGCCAUCGACCUGUCCCACCGCGGCACCGGCGGCGAGUGGCAGACGGGCUACUCGGCGCUGUCCCCCAUGGUCGAGGGCGGCUUCCUGCCGGCCUGCGCGGACGCGGGCAUCGCCGCCUCGCCGGACAUCAACACCGCCGCCGGCACGCUCGGCGUCACCCGCUUCCAGACCUUUAUUGACAGCCGCGGCGAGCGCUCCUCCAUGGCCACGGCCUUCCUGACGCCCGAGGUGCUGCGCCGCCCGAACCUCUACGUCGGCUGCCGCGCGCACGUCACGCGCGUGCUGUACGACCGCAUGGACGCUGGGAAGGAGCCGUGCGCGAUUGGCGUCGAGUUUCAGACGAAGAAGGGGGGCGAGAGGUACGAGGUGCACGCGCGGCGCGAGGUGAUCCUGUCCGGCGGCGCGGUCAACACGCCGCAGACGCUGCUGCUGAGCGGCGUCGGCCCCGCGGCGGAGCUCGCGCGGCUCGGCAUCCCGGUGGUCAGGGACAGCCCGGCCGUCGGGCGCCACAUGAAGGACCACCUGUGCCCGACGGGCGUCUCGCUCAAGACCAAGACGGCGCACACGUACGACUACCUCAACGACAACGUCAAGGCGAUCCCCGCGCUGCUGCGCUGGCUGGUGACGGGCGGCGGCCCGCUGUCGAGCAACGUCGGCGAGGCGGCGGCGUUUAUCCGCAGCGUGGACCACCCGUCCAAGGCGACGAGGCCCGAGAACCGCCCCAAGGACUACUCGUCGGGCGGCAUCGGGCCGGAUGUCGAGAUCCUGGGCGCGCCGAUUGCCUUUAUCCACCACGGCGAGGAGCCGGCGCCGCCGGGCACGGGCAUCUUUACCCUGGGGCCGUGCCUGCUGCGGCCGCAGAGCACGGGCACCAUUACUCUGAAGACGAACGAUCCGUUCGACCACCCCAUCAUCGACCCCAAGUACUUUAGCGACGAGGGCGACAACGACCGCAAGGUCAUGCUCGCCGCCAUGCGGCUGUCCAUCAAGAUCGCCAACAGCGCGCACUGGAAGGACUUUGUCGAGCCCAUCCCGCGCAACGACGACCCCAACUACCUGUGGUGGCCGUCGUCGAGCAGCGACCCGGAGAGCAUCACCGACGAGCAGCUGCUCACCUUUUUGAAGGAGAGGGCCUUCACGCUGUACCACCCGGUGGGCACGGCGCGCAUGGGGCCGGACGACUCGGGCGACAGCGUGGUCGACCUCGAGUGCCGCGUGCACGGCGUCGGCCGGCUGCGCGUCGUCGACGCGAGCGUCUUCCCGGAGCAGAUCAGCGGACACCCGACGGCGGCGAUCGGCGCCAUCGCGUACAAGAUGAGCGACGUCAUCAAGAAGACGUUUACGCCGGCCGGGCCGUCCCUGGCCAACUUGUGA
Cordyceps fumosorosea ARSEF 2679 is the source of this 1896-nucleotide messenger RNA. RefSeq names its product Glucose-methanol-choline oxidoreductase. Gene Ontology annotation, molecular function: flavin adenine dinucleotide binding; oxidoreductase activity, acting on CH-OH group of donors. The record is from RefSeq and is a predicted model, not a curated record. NCBI's taxonomy places the organism in Eukaryota, Fungi, Ascomycota, Sordariomycetes, Hypocreales, Cordycipitaceae. The coding region runs from base 1 to 1896 and encodes 631 amino acids. The transcript has 3 exons.